Messenger RNA from Chrysoperla carnea, 694 nucleotides. RefSeq lists its product as uncharacterized. Bases 46 to 663 code for a protein of 205 amino acids. The record is from RefSeq and is a predicted model, not a curated record. The transcript is spliced from 4 exons. NCBI's taxonomy places the organism in Eukaryota, Metazoa, Arthropoda, Insecta, Neuroptera, Chrysopidae.
UUUUUUUUUGACGAUAGUACUUCAGUGAAUUUUUAUUGUUUCAAAAUGUGGCAAUCACGUUUCAUUUUCAUUACUGUGUGUUAUAUUUUAUAUACAUUCCAUUCGGAAGUGCUGAAUCCAUUUGCAACUGAAGUUACCGUUUUAGGAUCAGAUUGUCCUGGCAAUAUUACUGGAUUAUCCACUUUCCCAUUAUCUGCAUUAAAUGGAGUGUAUAAAGCUGUUGAGUUCUAUUCACCAGGAUCCUUAGAAGAUCAAUGUUAUAGAAUACGUUUCACCCCAAUAAACGACAACAAAUCCAAAGUGCGUAUUGGAUACAAAACUGCCGUAGGACUUCCACUUUAUAUUGAUUUUAUUUUCCUCUCUGAAAAUGUGAAUGGAUCAUUCAAAAUCAUGGAUAGUAUUACUGGUGCAAUAAAUCUAGGAGAAGCUUAUAUCUUGUCAAAUGGAUCAGCAAUUCUAUACUAUUCUUGCAGACCUGGAUUCCAAGGACUUUUAAAAUCACAUUCAAGUGAAGUUUUAGUAUUAACACAAAAUGAUACCAUCACUUGGACUCCAGAAGACGAAGAAAAAAUGAAAGACGAUCUUAGGAAUCAAACUAUAGACUAUGGAAUUGUAAAGCCCUGCUACCAAGGCCCUGAAAAUUGUAAUUCUAUGAAUCUGUAAAAUAAUUACAUAUAAAUUUUUGUAAAAUUAA